AUGACCCAAGAGGAGAAGAGAAGAAAGAAAAGAAAACGAAGGGAAAUGGGCCUUCACAUCCCCGCCAUGGGCCCAACACGGACCCUAGGGAUGGGAGGUCCCCGCACGGAGUAGAACUAGAACCCACACGGCUCACAGAUGCGGGAAACGAGCGAAGAGAGCAUAAGACGUGGAAAACCUAAAGACACCUCAGGCAGUAUAGCGGAACCGGGGGUCCUUCGUCUUUGCUCGUGCUCCUCGAUCUGGCUGGACACGUGAGGGCAGGGUCUCCUCUAUCGCCUCGAGCUCGUGCAGUGGUGGAGACAGGUCCCGUUCCCCACCAAUCUGUCAUAAAAUUCUUCUUGAGAUAA
Messenger RNA from Spirodela intermedia, 350 nucleotides. The record is from the annotation of a GenBank genome assembly. Lineage: Eukaryota; Viridiplantae; Streptophyta; Magnoliopsida; Alismatales; Araceae.